UCCUCAGGUGAGGCCGCCCGGCCUAGCAGGCCCCACCGCUGCCGCCGCCGCCGCUGCCACCGCCGCCUCUGCUCCCAGGCCGCCCGCUGCGCUGCAGGGCCACCAUGCCGCUGCCCAGGCCUGGAGACUGACCCUAAGCCGCACCAUCUCGAGGCUCUUCCCCCACCUGCUGGACCCCAGGGUCCCACCCCGGCCCAGGAGGUCAGCCGGGGAAUCAUUAACAAGAGGCUGGGACAUGGCCCAGAAGGAGGGUGGCCGGACUGUGCCAGGCUGCUCCGGACCCAAGGUGGCAGCUGUCACUGUGGGGACCCUGCUGCUCGUGACUGGCAUCGGAGCGGCGUCCUGGGCCAUCGUGACCGUUCUACUCAGGAGUGACCAGGAGCCACUGUACCCGGUGCAGGCCAGCCCUGUGGACGCCCGGCUCACCGUGUUUGACCAGACGGAGGGGACCUGGCGGCUGCUGUGCUCCUCGCGUUCCAACGCCAGGGUGGCGGGGCUCGGCUGCGAGGAGAUGGGCUUCCUCAGGGCGCUGGCCCACUCCGAGCUGGACGUGCGGACGGCGGGCGCCAACGGCACGUCGGGCUUCUUCUGCGUGGACGAGGGCAGGCUGCCGCAGGCCCGGAGGCUGCUGGAUGUCCUCUCUGUCUGUGACUGUCCCAGGGGCCGUUUUCUGGCCACCGUCUGCCAAGACUGUGGCCGCAGGAAGCUGCCCGUGGACCGCAUCGUGGGCGGCCGGGACACCAGCCUGGGCAGGUGGCCCUGGCAAGUCAGUCUGCGCUACGAUGGCGCGCACCUCUGUGGUGGGUCCCUGCUCUCCGGGGACUGGGUGUUGACGGCUGCCCACUGCUUCCCAGAGAGGAACCGCGUCCUGUCUCGAUGGCGAGUGUUCGCGGGUGCGGUGGCCCAGGCCUCGCCCCAGGGCCUGCAGCUGGGGGUGCAGGCUGUGGUCUACCACGGGGGCUAUCUGCCUUUCCGAGACCCCAACAGUGAGGAGAACAGCAAUGACAUCGCCCUGGUCCAUCUCUCCAGUCCCCUGCCCCUCACAGAAUACAUCCAGCCCGUGUGUCUCCCAGCCGCUGACCAGGCCCUGGUGGACGGCAAGAUCUGCACCGUGACCGGCUGGGGCAACACGCAGUACUACGGCCAGCAGGCGGGGGUACUCCAGGAGGCCCGCGUCCCCAUAAUCAGCAAUGAAGUCUGCAACGGCCCCGACUUCUACGGGAACCAGAUCAAGCCCAAGAUGUUCUGUGCUGGCUACCCCGAGGGUGGCAUUGACGCCUGCCAGGGUGACAGCGGUGGUCCCUUCGUGUGCGAGGACAGCAUCUCUCGGACGCCACGUUGGCGGCUCUGUGGCAUCGUGAGCUGGGGCACUGGCUGCGCCCUGGCCCAGAAGCCGGGCGUCUACACCAAAGUCAGCGACUUCCGGGAGUGGAUCUUCCAGGCCAUAAAGACUCACUCCGAGGCCAGCGGCAUGGUGACCCAGCUCUGACCACGGCGGCUCCUGGCCGCACAGCUGUCCAGGGCCCAAGGUCGGGUGGCUUCUGCCCCACGUGGCAGGGUCCUGCUGAGCCCAGGAUGGAACGCUUUUCCUCUGGGACCCAGUCCACAGGCCCGAGGACACCUCCUCCACGGUCCUGCCUUCACCGUGGGGGCCACUCUGCCUGGGUCCACCGAGCCUCACCCUCCCGCCCGUGUAAAUAUUGUCCUGCCCUCUGGGGACUCCUGUCUGGAUGCCCCUGACGACAGGAUGCUGUUUAAAUAAUAAAGAUGGUUUUGAUUAA
Messenger RNA from Sciurus carolinensis (gray squirrel), 1781 nucleotides. It is a transcript of the gene Hpn, whose product is annotated as hepsin. Lineage: Eukaryota; Metazoa; Chordata; Mammalia; Rodentia; Sciuridae. The coding region runs from base 236 to 1489 and encodes 417 amino acids. Gene Ontology annotation, cellular component: membrane. Gene Ontology annotation, molecular function: serine-type exopeptidase activity; serine-type endopeptidase activity. The transcript has 13 exons. The record is from RefSeq and is a predicted model, not a curated record. Gene Ontology annotation, biological process: negative regulation of epithelial to mesenchymal transition; proteolysis; regulation of cell shape.